AUGAUAGCUUUGUGCGCUAGAUUAUCAGCCCAUUCGAUCAGCACAGUACGCACGCAGAUUGAGAAUUUGCGAUUUUACGUGAAACCGCCGAUAGAUGAAAUUCGGCAAGUUCAUCGGCCACAGCACGAUCGAUUUGUUUAUGCUCUGCAGCACUGUAUGUCCAGAAUUGAAGCAGUCGUAAAGGGAGAGGUUGAAGAGCUGGUAAAUAAUGACGUGAUCACCCUUCAACAGCAUGAGACGACAUUUCCAACAAUGCAGAACUCAUCUCGUUAUGAGUCGUUUAUUGGAGUUUUGAGAAGUCGCUUGAGUGAGAUGCCAGGUGGUCUACUGAAGCAACAGCUCCUCAAAAUGCUCGAACAUCUCCGCUUUUAUUAUCGAGCACUGUUUCUGAGUGAUUUGUUGCCAAAUUGGUUUGCAUACUGCUAUUUGUGUGGAAGAAUGAUUGACGACGAAGCAACAGCAAUUCAGAGUCAACUUUGCACACUUUUCAGCCAGUAUGUGAAACCGGAGGCGGAUUGCCUUUCACCACGUGACACU
Molecule: messenger RNA, 537 nt
Organism: Gongylonema pulchrum
Lineage: Eukaryota; Metazoa; Nematoda; Chromadorea; Rhabditida; Gongylonematidae
Source: the annotation of a GenBank genome assembly